Messenger RNA from Macrosiphum euphorbiae (potato aphid), 1338 nucleotides. The record is from the annotation of a GenBank genome assembly. Lineage: Eukaryota; Metazoa; Arthropoda; Insecta; Hemiptera; Aphididae.
AUGGCCAAUGACAAUGACGGGGUCCCGGAGAGUUUAGUUAGCGUACUCAAGGCAACGGCGGAAGAACUUAUGAACAAUCAUAACCAGGAUGGAGUCUGUUUUACGGUGAAAAACGAACCCGACGAAGACGUUGAAGAAACAUUUUCUUCUUAUGACUCCCGGCUGGCUGAGUUUAUUAAUUUUGAUAUAUUAGGAGAGGAAGAUGACAAUCUAGAGCCUUUCAACCAUCUCAUUACUAAUACAAACCACGAAGAUCUUACUGGUGAUCGCCAGGUGUUGAAAAUAUUACUGAGUCCGGGAAUUGGUGAAGUUUUACCAGAAAACUAUGUAGUUUUGAUACAUUAUAUUGCUUAUAUAUCAAACCUUCAAGAGCCAUUUGAUGUAACACAUCUUCAAGGUAGAAGACCUAAACUUUUUACAUUGGGUAAUAGUGAAUUAUUACCAGGAUUAGAAAUUGGUAUAAAAUCGAUGACUCUUGGUGAAAAUUCAAGGUUUAUAAUAAAGCCAGAAUUGGCUUACAGAGAAUGGGGUUGCCCACCUCGCAUACCACCAAAUGCAACUAUUCUAUUUGAUGUACAUCUUGUUUACUAUUGUCCACCUGAACGUAUCAUAACCUUUGAUAGAGAAAACUGUAAUCCUGCUAUAUUUAAAAAAAAUCUUGUAGAAGUUAAAAAACGUCAUCUUAAAGCUAAUGAACACUUUAAACUUAAAAAUAUAGGUAAAGCUGUAUUAAAAUAUAAUCGGGCAUUGGAACUACUACAUAUAGUUGGAUGCGUUAAUGAUUUUGAAGAAACAGAAAUGAUGAACUAUUUGAAUAUUCUUUAUACAAAUUUAAGCUUGUGCUAUUUAAAACAAUGUGAGUUUAAUAAGGUAUGUCGUAUGGGCCUAGAGGCAUUGAAAUAUUCAGAAAGAAUUUCCAAACGCUCAACAAAAUUAUUUUUCAACUGGGGAAAAGCAUUACGCCUGUUAAAAGAUUUUACAGAAGCGAAGAAAAAGCUUGAAAUCGCAUUGAAACUUGAACCUCAAAAUGAAAAAAUACAUGGGGAAUUUGAUAAACUACAAAAAGAUAAAGAAUUUCAUCGUACCGUUGAAUCAAUUAUAUUAAAAGAUGACAACAAUGUGAAUGACAAUGAACAAUUGGCUCCAGAAUUUUGGGAAGUAUUCAAUACACAUUUCACCGAGUUUUAUACUGGUAAUGAUGAUGUAUUGACGGUUAUGUUGAACAAAAACCCUGAUGACUUUGAGGUAAUCAAAAACAAGGCAAGUGCUUAUGACCUCCAAGUUCACGUAAUCACAGAAGCUGGUGUUCCAACAAAUUGUAUUGCGAUUCAAAAAUAA